GUAACUAGCAGCCAGAUCAGAGUCGAGCAACGUUACAAGUGUAGGGAGGGAAACUAUAACGUAAGCUAACCGUGGAUGCCACGAUAAACGGAUAUUUUUUAAGGAAAGGCCACAUUGCUCUUGAAUAUCCCUUUUUCCAGAAGAGGCAAACAUGAGCGGUUUUACCAGACCCGACCGACACAGGACACCGUCAUUCACCCGGGCAACACACCUUGGAGCAUCCAAGUCUGACCUAGAGAGAGAUUCAGGCUUCUCAGAUGCCAGCUCUGAGUACCUCAGUGCAGUUGAUCUGACUGACUCUGAAGAUGCAGGAAGGAAUGGGUCAAUAGUCGGCCAGGACCCAGCUGGUCCGCAGGUGGCUGUGAUGGGAGGCUCAUAUGCUGGACUCUCUCCAAUGAUCAUCAUGAAUAACUUUGUCUUAAAGCAGCCUUCCCAGAUGGCUCCAGCAGAGAAACAGUGGGGCUUUCCUUCACCAUUGGAAGUGAUGCCCCAGUCACAGGUGGUUCUUCUUCAACCCAUGGUAUCAAAUGGUAGCAACAGCGUUCCAAAGACUGGCUCUGAAAAUGUCAGACAAUCCAAAAGCUACAUGCCCAUCCUCAAGUCAUAUCCCAGAAUCGCCCCACACCCAGCGGACCUGCCCUCUAAGAGGGUGGGAUCUUCCAGGGUGAGGGUGAGUUCAACGUCAGGAUAUGACCAGCGACAGAGAAGGCACCACCACAGCCACAGACUCUACAGCUCCCCCAGCCCACAGCCAGCACUGCAGCCUACCGUCAAGCCCAUCUCCAACUUUGAAGCAGCAAACAACCACUUACAAUCAGCUGAGGGUCAGGAGCAACUCAGUGACAGGUCUUUCUCCCUGCUGGCAGGGACCAGCUCUCUGCUCCCCUACACAGAUGAAUACAGGACAGAUAUUGACAGCAACAGGAUGGAUGUUGACCAGGACGACGCCCUCUCAGUGGACACUAACAAACUGAAACGUUUCAGCAAUACCUACAACAUUCUCAACAAAUCCGGCUUGCUGGGGAUCACCAUGCGCACAAAGCAGCUGAUCAAGGAGAAUAAGCGCACCCAAGGUGAACUGCAGCAGCUUCAGGAGCAGACGGCUCUGCUGCUGGAGGCUCUGAGUAGCGGAGACCCGCAGCUCUGGACUAAACUGCAGCUCUCUCUGCAGCACACAGACAAGAAGCAGUGUGGAGCGAAAGCUCAGAGUGUGCCUGCCUAAUAUAUCAAGGGACAUGACCAGCGGUUCUCAAUCAGUGAGUCACAAGAUGAUUUAUUGAAUGUGAAAAUUUUUGUAGUAACAGUUUACUUGGUGUGAAACAGUAUUUAUAGCAUUAUAACUAAACAAACAAUAAUUUUAAACUAAACAAAACUAUAAACUUUCAUGCUUUUAUCAGGACAGCACCAAUCAUCUCAAUAUUCAGAACUGCUGGUCUGGUGUAAAGCCGGAGCACACGUUAAUAGGGAGUGGCAGUUAAGAAGCAUGCUUACAUCUAAAACCCUUGCCUAUAAUGAAUUUUCUUGCCUCUGCUAUUUCAAAAUCGCAAGUAUGACUUGCAAUAGGGCUAUGGCUUCUAUAUGUUGAACUCCUAAUUGCAUAACGCAUGUAUACAUCACAUGUGAGGGCACAUGGGGUUAACUCCACAUACAUGCCCUGAAUGUGACGGCUUUAGAGAAAAUGUAAGCAAAAUUUUUACUUUAUGAAUCAAAUAGAAAACCUGGUGUGGAUAUAUGUAGCCUGUGAUUCAGUUUCCUCGUUACUGAGAUCUUGGAUUGACAGGACAGUGUCUUGUCCAUUUUUUAAAAUAUACUUUGUUUUUAUAUCGGUUCAUAAAUGAAAGUGGAUGAGAAGAUGACUCUUUUGUGAAGAAGUGUAAAUACGAACAUCUUCUCUUCUGAAACAGCAGCUGGGUAGCUCACAGUGAGAGUUCCGAGCACUGGCACAACCAUAACAUUUUGUUUGUUUUUUGUAAUUUCUGACUUGGUGUCAGUAUUAUUUAUUUGUAAUAAUGUUCCUGACCAAGACUAAAGCUGUGUGAAUAAUACAAACAAAUCAGGCACAUAUAACAAGUUUGCCAAUUCACUGGUGAAGCA
Molecule: messenger RNA, 2094 nt
Organism: Epinephelus lanceolatus (giant grouper)
Lineage: Eukaryota; Metazoa; Chordata; Actinopteri; Perciformes; Serranidae
Gene: cipca
Product: CLOCK-interacting pacemaker a
Biological process (GO): negative regulation of circadian rhythm; negative regulation of DNA-templated transcription
Cellular component (GO): nucleus
Source: RefSeq, a predicted model, not a curated record